ACACAAACACGCACUAAAUAUAUACGUACGAAUUUUGUAUGUAAUCCCCAGAAAGCCAUAUAUAAAUAGGAGAUAUAUAUAGAGAGAGACACAACAUUGUCCAUUGUAAACGGAGGAGGAGAGAGACAAAUCCACAAAACGGCUCCUUCCUCCCCACUCUCCCAAAUUCUCCUCUAACUUGCGUUGGUUGGUUUUUCUGGGUAGUUUUUUAACUGUAAUUUAAGGCUAUUUUGAAGAUCUCUGUGUGUGUUUGUGUGUUUUUUUUUAAUAUAGGCCAUUGAUAGAGCAAUUGGCAUUCUGGGGGUGUUUGAAUUCUAUUUGGGUCCUCAUAAUGCCUCAUGAAUAUUACUAUACUUCCAAAAAGACCGAUGACUUUUGUCAAGAAAUCUGUGGCAAGGAUUCAUCACGGGCUGCAUUGUUGACGAGACUUCGGUGCAUGCUGCAUGGGAUAGACUUCAGGCUUUUCAUCUUGUUGUUUUUGAUUUUUCCAUUAAGCAUCAUUGGAAUAUAUGUUCAUGGCCAAAAAAUUACGUACUUUUUGCGUCCGCUCUGGCAGUCUCCCCCUAAACCCUUCAUCGAUGUUCCUCACUACUACAAUGAAAAUGUGACUAUGGAGACACUUUGUAGCCUUCAUGGUUGGGGAAUACGUGAAUAUCCUCGGCGAGUAUACGAUGCAGUUUUGUUCAGUAACGAAGUUGAUAUGUUGACAAUCAGAUGGAAGGAGCUGUAUCCUUAUAUUACUCAAUUUGUUCUUCUUGAAUCAAAUUCAACAUUUACAGGGUUGCCUAAGCCUUACUAUUUUUCUAAUCACCGGGGUCAGUUUAAAUUUGUUGAGCCACGGUUAACUUAUGCAACAAUAGGGGGAAGAUUCAGGAGAGGUGAAAACCCAUUUGUGGAAGAAGCAUAUCAGAGGGUAGCAUUAGACCAACUUCUCAGGAUCGCAGGUAUAGAGGAUGAUGAUUUAUUGCUUAUGUCUGAUGUUGAUGAGAUCCCAAGUAGCCACACAAUUAAUUUAUUAAGGUGGUGUGAUGAAAUCCCCCCUGUUAUCCACCUUGAACUGAAGAACUACUUGUACUCUUUCGAGUUUCAACUUCAGCACAAAAGUUGGAGAGCUUCAGUUCACAAGUACGAGAAGGGCAAGACUAGGUACGCACAUUAUCGUCAAAGUGAUCUUCUAUUGGCAGAUUCAGGUUGGCAUUGCAGCUUUUGUUUCCGUCUUAUUAGUGAUUUUAUAUUCAAGAUGAAAGCUUACAGCCAUACUGAUCGAGUAAGGUUUUCUCAUUACCUGAACCCUGAAAGAAUCCAAUCUGUCAUUUGCAAUGGAUCUGAUCUUUAUGACAUGCUUCCUGAGGAGUACACAUUUAAGGAUAUUAUAGCGAGAAUGGGGAAUAUUCCACAUUCUUAUUCAGCCGUUCAUCUACCUUCUUACAUUCUGGAAAACGCUGAUAUGUACAGAUAUCUUUUACCCGGGAACUGUAUAAGAGAGAGUGGUUGACUUCUAUAGCUUUCUGUUAGAGCAGUAGAAAGAACUUUCUUGAUUUUGGAGAUGCAGGCUCGAUGUUCACCAAAGCAUACGAGGGACAAUCUCCAUACUUGAUCUCUGCAGUGCAGCCAUUAACAUGGAAAAGUAGGCACUUCUUUGAGGAGAUGCUGGGAAGGCUCGGGGAUCUGGCAUGCGAGAUGUGGUUCUUGGCGCUCAAGUUCGGGUAAAACUUUGUGAUGGACAUCUUGGGUUGAGGCAUCUCCUUUUAGCUAGUUCUGCGCCCGUUGUUUUUGUAUGAUAGUUAUGGGAGAUAAAAUAUAAAUUUUAGAUUAAAUAACAUCUCUUGGGCUUCUUUUUUAUGCUGCUGGGGUGAGAAUCUGUCUUGUUUUCUUUUACCUCUUACAAAUUUAUUUUUAUAUCCAUUGCGCAUC
Daucus carota subsp. sativus is the source of this 1914-nucleotide messenger RNA. RefSeq lists its product as uncharacterized. The transcript has 2 exons. Gene Ontology annotation, cellular component: membrane. Gene Ontology annotation, biological process: protein N-linked glycosylation; N-acetylglucosamine metabolic process. Gene Ontology annotation, molecular function: beta-1,4-mannosylglycoprotein 4-beta-N-acetylglucosaminyltransferase activity. Bases 332 to 1495 code for a protein of 387 amino acids. NCBI's taxonomy places the organism in Eukaryota, Viridiplantae, Streptophyta, Magnoliopsida, Apiales, Apiaceae. The record is from RefSeq and is a predicted model, not a curated record.